Nymphaea colorata (pocket water lily) is the source of this 3134-nucleotide messenger RNA. RefSeq names its product receptor protein kinase-like protein ZAR1. The transcript has 2 exons. Gene Ontology annotation, biological process: protein phosphorylation. NCBI's taxonomy places the organism in Eukaryota, Viridiplantae, Streptophyta, Magnoliopsida, Nymphaeales, Nymphaeaceae. The record is from RefSeq and is a predicted model, not a curated record. Gene Ontology annotation, molecular function: protein binding; protein kinase activity; ATP binding. Bases 565 to 2745 code for a protein of 726 amino acids.
ACACAGCGUCCUUUCCCUUUUUCGCCCUUUGCUGCAGAAAUGAAAAUGCAGUCAUUCCCUCUCUCCCUCCGUCCUCAUCACCAUCGCCAUCAUCUCAUCAAUUAACACCAUCUUCUUACAGUCCCCAGCAUUCCGUAAAAAAUUGGAAAAGGUUAAAAGGAGUCGAUACUGAGAAGGUAAAUAAUUAAGAGGAGGAGCAAUUAAAAGAAGAAAAAUCUCCGUCUAUAUCUCUCCCCGCGUAAUCAUUGAAGAUGCCGAUGCUUCCCUCUUACUCCCUUGGUCUGCAAGUCUGGGACCCCAGCCCUCCUACCGCCACCGGAAACACCACCACCGCCACCAUUUCCACCGCCAUCAUCAUCCCGGAGGGGGACCUCUCUCCCCCACUCAUAUAUAUGGCAGCCACCAGAACUUCACUCUGGGCCUCUGCCUCAUUUCCUUUCCACCUCUGAAACUUUUAAUGUCUAAUUGACCAACAGCAGAGAGAGGGAGUAUCUAUCAAGAAGAAAGGAGACGACCCACCAAGAAGAAGAAGAAGAAGAAGAAGGAAGAGGUAUACAACCCCAGAUGCCUCCCUUUCUCCGUCUGCAUUUCCUCCUUCUCUUCCUUCUCUGCGCCACCGCCACCACCACCCUCAGCCUGACGCCCGAUGGCCUCUCCCUGUUGUCCCUCAAGGCGGCCUUCACCUCCCCCUCUGUUCCCGACCCCUUACCCGACUGGAAUGACUCCGACGCCGACCCAUGCCGCUGGUCCGGAGUCUCAUGCGCAGUCUUCUCGUCUAAUACACCACGCGUCGUCGCUGUAUCCGUCCCCUUGCGCAACCUCUCCGGCUACCUACCCUCCGAGCUCGGUGCGCUCCUCUACCUCCGUCGCCUCAACCUCCAUGGCAACCGCCUUACGGGUCCAAUUCCCCCUGCCCUCCUAAACGCCACUGCUCUCCACAGUCUCUUCCUCGCAGGGAACCUCCUCUCCGGCUCUAUUCCCGCCGGAAUAUGCCUCCGGCUUCCCCGCCUCCAGAACCUUGAUCUCUCUUUUAAUUCCCUCUCUGGCCCCUUACCACCGGAUCUCCCGUCGUGCAGCCAGCUACAGCGCCUUCUCCUCGCUGGAAAUCGUCUCUCCGGUCCGCUCCCCACCGGAAUCGGCUCCCUGAAGUCGCUCGUCCAGUUCGACCUCUCUUCUAACUCCCUCAACGGCUCCCUGCCUCCAGGCAUUGGCAACCUGUCCGCCCUCACCGGGACUCUCAACCUCUCCUUCAACGCCUUCUCCGGCCACAUUCCGCCAUCCCUGGGCCGCCUCCCCAUUAGCGUCAGUCUCGACUUGCGCAGCAACCAACUCACCGGGCCUAUCCCGCUUGAUGGAUCCCUAUCCAACCAGGGUCCAACUUCAUUCCUCGGCAACCCCACGCUGUGCGGUUUCCCCCUCCGUCGAGCCUGCAAAAAUCCUGCAAUCGCGUCGCCGACCGGUGGUCGGGUUCCGGAGAACAGGGGGAAGGGGAAGGGUCUGAACUCAGCUGCGGUCAUCGGCAUAUCAGUAGGCGAUGCGGUCGCCGUGGCGGCAAUCGGCGUGCUGGUGGCGGUCCUAUACUGGAGGAAGAAAGAAGGAAGGAGGAGGUGCAGCUGCAAGGGGAAGGAUAGGCUGGGGAAGAAGGGAUGGUGCUGCAUUCUCUCCGGUGAGGCCGCCGAGAAGGGAGACGCUUGCGGCGGCGGCGUUGGCAACGACGAAAAUGGUGGCGGUGGCGGUGGCGGUGGCGGGGAAGGGGAAUUGGUGGCGGUAGACGAAGGAUUCGAAUUCGAACUGGACGAGCUGCUUAGGGCCUCCGCCUACGUUCUGGGCAAGGGAGGGAUGGGCAUCGUCUACAAGGUGGUGCUGAGCAACGGCAUGCCGGUGGUAGUCCGACGGCUCGGCGGCGAGGGAGCGACGCAACGCCGUCGGGAAUUCGCUUCGGAGGUGAAGGCCAUCAGCCGAGUCCGGCACCGGAACAUCGUGCGCGUGCGGGCUUACUACUGGGCGCCGGAAGAGAAGCUCAUCGUCUCCGACUUCAUAUCCAACGGGAACCUGGCCGCCGCUCUCCACGGUGGAAGAUCCGGCCACUCGUCGGCGAACUUGCCGUGGUCCGUGAGGCUCAAGAUUGCGAAGGGAACCGCUAGCGGUCUGGCUCAUAUCCAUGAAUGCAGCCCGAGAAAGUAUAUCCAUGGUGACAUCAAGCCAUCAAACAUUCUCCUGGACUCCAAUUUCAAUCCUUGCAUCUCAGACUUCGGACUCAGUCGCCUGAUCGCCCUUGCUGGAUCCGAAGCAAGUUCUGGAUCUGCUACCGGUCUCAUCGGUUCUGCCCUUCCCAUAACGAGGCCGGCCCGGGCAAUGGACCCGGUCAAGAACUCCAAGUCCUUUUCUAACUGCUACCGGGCACCGGACGCUCAGAUCCACGGGUCCAAACCGACCCAAAAAUGGGACGCGUUCUCCUUCGGAGUCGUGUUGCUGGAGCUGGUAACGGGGCGGUCCCCGGUAUCUCUACUCGCUACUCUGGAUAUGGAUCUGGUGGAUUGGGUUAGGAAGGCGUUCAACGAGGAGGUGCCCUUGACCGAGAUCCUGGACCCGGUUCUGCUACCGGAGGUCCACGCCAAGAAAGAGAUCAUGUCCGUUUUCCAUAUCGGACUCGCUUGCACAAAUCCAGAUCCGGAAGCACGACCCAAGAUGAAGACCGUGGUGGAGUCGCUUGACAAGAUUGAUACUUCGCCUCCUCCAAAAUAAAGAUGAAACCAGAAAGAUUCAUUUAUUUUUGGGCUUUGAAUCGUGAUUUUGAAGGGAUAGCUCACGACCUUGCCAUGCGUUUGGCUUCUUGAUGUCAACAGUGACCAGGUUCAUGAAGUUCGUGUAUUUCGGAUGCUAUCUCAUGUAAAGCUCCAUGGAGUUCGUGAUCUUGGUCUGGUUUUGCUGAAGCCAAACAGGGGUUGAAGAGGGCAGGGCACCAGCGGCGUGGACCCGGCAAGAAGGUCAGGUUGAGUUAGGAAUCCACCGAUUUAAGCUGUGUCGGACGAUCUACACAUAUGCACAGAAAAAACAAUUUUUGUUUCUUUCCUUCUAAUGUCUCAUUUUAUUUUAUUAAAGCCACUAUGUCGAUUACUGGCGUACAUGUAUUA